Molecule: messenger RNA, 1422 nt
Organism: Syzygium oleosum
Lineage: Eukaryota; Viridiplantae; Streptophyta; Magnoliopsida; Myrtales; Myrtaceae
Product: putative disease resistance RPP13-like protein 1
Exons: 1
Coding region: 1-1329 (442 amino acids)
Biological process (GO): defense response to other organism
Molecular function (GO): ADP binding
Source: RefSeq, a predicted model, not a curated record
AUGCCCCUCGCGGACCUCUUUCUUGGCACCUUUCUUCAGGUGUUGUUUGAUAGGUUGGCCUCUUGCGAACUUCUCAACUUUGCGCGGCGCGAGGGUAUCGAUACACUGUUGAAGAAAUGGGAGAAGAUGCUCAUCAGUAUCAACCGAGUGCUGGAUGAUGCAGAGUACAGGCAACUGAAAGGCGAUCUUGGGGUGAAGUCGUGGCUUGAAGAUCUUAGGAACUUGGCCUACGAUAUCGAAAACUUGCCUGACGAGUUCGUCACAGAAUUCGCGAAAAACGAGUCCAAGGCAGAACCCCGCACUAUCAAGGCGCGUUCUUCCCUUAUUCCCAGUUGUUGCUUUAGAUUGAGCCCGAGAGCAUUUAUGUUCGAUCGUAAAAUGAGAUCCAAGAUAGAAGAGAUGGAUGGCAGAUUGAAGGAUAUCAUCAUUCAAAAAGAUACUCUGAGCCUUGGAGAGAAUAACAGGAUUCAAUCAGUAUACACCCGAGUGGAUAAGCCGCUUCGCACUACAAAUUUGCCCGAGCCUUAUUUCAUUAGUAGGGAGGUUGAAAAAAAGGAGAUCCUCGAAUUACUAACAGGAGAAGAAGAUGAUAGAACAUGUGCGGAUCUGAAAGUGAUUCCCAUCAUAGGGAUGGGGGGUGUUGGGAAGACGGCUCUGGCUCAGCAAGUUUACAAUGAUACUAGAGUCACCGACUACUUCGAUGCGAAGGCAUGGGCUUGUGUUUCUAAUGAUUUCGACUUGCUUACUAUUACAAAGAAGAUCCUUGAGACAACCAAUGGCCAUUUGUCUUAUGAAGGUAAGGACCUCGAUUGGCUUCAUGAUAAGCUGAAGGAACACCUUAUGGGGAAGAAGUUUCUUGUUGUUUUAGAUGAUGUUUGGAACGAGAAUUAUGGAAAUUGGACAAUCCUCUUGAAGCCUUUUCAAUCAGGAGCGAAGGGAAGUAAGAUCAUCGUCACGACUCGUAAUUUCCGUGUUGCUGAAAUAGCCUGUGCUCGACCCUAUACUCUCAAAGAGUUGUCACAAGAUGCUUGUAUGACUUUGUUCGCAUUUCAUGCUCUUGGAGUCGGAGAUUUCGAUCAUCAUCAUGAUCUUGAAGUAUUAGGUAUGAAAAUAGUGAAAAAAUGCCAAGGGUUACCAUUAGCCUUGAGGACUUUGGCUGGGUUGCUAAGCUUUAAAGUCAGUCCCCAUGAAUGGGAAGCUAUAUUGAAUAGCAAAAUUUGGGACCUACCAGAAGAAAGUAAUGACAUCCUUCCGGCUUUGAAACUUAGCUACAUCCAUCUCCCUUCUAAUCUAAGGAGAUGUUUUGCUUAUUGUGCUAUAUUUCCCUAAGACUAUGAAAUCGAACGGGAUGAGUUGAUUCACUAGUGGAUUGCAAAGGGCUUGUUGGAGGGAAAAGAAGAAAAGAACUGUUGGAAUAUAGGU